Closterium sp. NIES-65 is the source of this 2469-nucleotide messenger RNA. NCBI's taxonomy places the organism in Eukaryota, Viridiplantae, Streptophyta, Zygnematophyceae, Desmidiales, Closteriaceae. The record is from the annotation of a GenBank genome assembly.
AUGCUGCCGCGGAUGGGCGAGGAGACGAUCGGCGAAGUGAACGGAAUUCUGCUGACAUCCAGGAGAGAUGUGGAUGCGAGCACACGGGACGCCUACACACAUCUCAUGCACCACGCAGUACUGGACAUUCCUCUGGCCGCAGUGAACCCAGUGGAUCUCGCCUUCGAGUCCACGCCUCUGCUCAUAAUCAACGGCUCCCUUCUUCCCACUGCUGCUCCUGCCGCAUCUGGUGGCGGUGCUGCUGCUGCUGGUUAUGGCGUCUCCUCCACCACUCCAUCCCACACAUCCCCUGCCCCGGCCACCCCGCCUCCUUCUACUCCUGCUGCAACCGCCACUGCUCUAGCAUCCCCAUCCACUCCCCUCACGCCCUCCACGCCUCCUUCGGAAUCAGCAGGGGCGGGCGGAGGGGAAGGGGAGAGGAGCAGCAGCAGUGCGCGGAAAGCAGCAGCAGGAACGCCGUAUUCGCCGUCGGUGGUGGCGUCUGGUGGUCGGUCCGGGGGAGGAGGAGGGGGACGGAGAGGGAGUGGGGGGUCGCUCAUGGAUGCUGCAGCGGAUGCGGUGAUGCGGCUACAGCACAUGGUGAGUGACUGGCGGUUGGGGGAUAGAGAGGGAGAUGGGGGCGCCUGGAUGGAUGCUGCAGCAGACAGACACAGUGAUGCGGUUAUAGCACAUGGUGAGGGGGGCGAGGGGUUGGGAUUGGGAGGGACCUCAACCUCUCCUUGCUCUCCUUCCUCUGCUAAUGAGAAGGGACCCCCUAGCAUCCCACUCUCCAUCGUCCCUCCGUCUCCCCUUCCCACCACCUUGUGCUUGUGGUUACUUACCUACACAUUCUGGGGACGUCCCACCACCUUCUGUGACGUCCCACCACCUUCUAUGACGUCCCAAAACACAGCCAAAUUAUGCGAAUUGCCUGCGUUCCUCGCGUCCUCCCCUCCUCCCCCUCCCCCCACUCGUCCACUCAUCGCAUGGCACCGCUUCUCACCACGCCUUCUCGCAUCGGGCCCUCUCGACCGCCUUCUUCUCUUCGACCUCCAUGCUUCUGCUCUGCACUCAGGUCCCUCGCUCUCCCCCCCACCGCCCUCCAUCCUUCUGCACGAGCUGCAGCGCCACGUGUCGUGUGUUGACUGGCGGCCCAAGGCAGGCGCCACUCUGGCUGUGGCGUGCAGGCGUUCCUCCUCUUUCAUUUCGUAUCUUCCCCCUCCUCUUAUCCCUUCCUUCCCCUCCUCCGUUCCCCCACUCCUUGUUCCCCCACUCCUUGUUCCCCCUCCUCCGUUCCCCCACUCCUUCUACGUGCCCCCCUCCUGCUCCUCCAUCACUCGUCUGCAACCUCCCCCUCUCUAUGUCCCCCACCUCCCCCGGGCCCCCCACCACACCCCCGCCUCCCCCGCCACACAACCCCCGCCCUCCACAUGCCACCACCACUGCGUGCUGCUCUCAGGGCGGGCAUCUGCCUGUGGAACCUGGCAGGGCCUCUCCUGGUGGAGGGGCCAUCUGGGGGAGACACAGCUCUAUCCGGCAUCACAGGGGCCAGCAUGGGAGCAGUGUGGCAACGCCAUUGCGCCGUGGCUUUGCAGGGGUGAAGAUGCUGCGCUGGUCACCCCGGGGGGACUGCCUCUUCAGCUGCCUCUUCAUAUCAAGCCCUGCCCCAAUUCACCUCUCGCAUCCUCCCGUCUCUUCUCCUUUUCCGUUCCUCUACGCCCCUCUCCCUCCCUCUCUCUCUCUCUCUCUCUCUCUCUCUCUCUCUCUCUCUCUCUCUCUCUCUCUCUCUCUCUCUCUCUCUCUCUCUCUCUCUCGCUUUCUUCCCACCGGCUGCAACCGCACUGCACCACCAGCGAUGGCACAUUCCACAUGUGGGAGACAGAGUCGUGGACAUGCCAGCAGUGGUCGGUGGGCGCACAGCAAAUCACCGCAGCAGCGUGGAGUCCUGACAGCCGUGUGCUGCUCCUCGCAUUCCACUCCACGCCCACUCUUGCCGCAGUGCACAUUGCGCGCUCGCCUCCCGCACUUGACAUCCACGUGUUGCCUCUGGAGCUGCCAGACCUUGCCUCACUCAUGAUCGAUCCCAUGAGCCCCCCUGAAUUAUCCACCUUUGGAGGAGUGACGGACAUGGCAUGGGAUGCCACCGGCAGGCGCUUGGCCCUCUCCUUCUCCUCAGCUCGCAUGGACACGGCUGGACUGGUCGCGCUCUUUGACACUCACCUCGCACCCAUCCUCACCGCCUCCCUCUUGGGUGUGAUUCGAGGCCCGUCAACAGCAGCACCGCCACCACCACCACCGCAACCUGUGGCAUCAUCGUCCUCCUCCCCACCACCGCCACCACCAUCCCCACCUGUGACACGAGAAGGGGAGCAACCAGUUGCACCUCUUGCCAUGUCCUUCCGUCCCAACUUCAAGCAUGGAGCUCUGCUGUCCGUUCUGUGGUCCUCAGGACUUUGCCGGACGUACCCAAUGCUCUUCACAGGCUUCUGA